AUGUACUCGUGCUUCGCGGCCAAGCUCGAGAAGUGCAGCUGUCCACAGCAUGCGACGAAAGCCAAGCAAAAACGCCCGCUCUUGGGGUGCAUCGCCGGCUGCCGCACUGACGUUGACUCUCGGCGCCGCCGCCUCCAGAUUCCUCCUCCGCGGACGAGAUGCUCGCACUCGAGUGCUCGUGCGGCAGGCGGCCGCCGCCGCUCGCUGCGGGGCGCUGACUCCCCGCUUCUGAAGCAGACCGCCACGUGUUACUGACCUCGCGCUAUUCCAGGGCUUGGGUGCUCUUACUCG
Gryllus bimaculatus (two-spotted cricket) is the source of this 291-nucleotide messenger RNA. The record is from the annotation of a GenBank genome assembly. Lineage: Eukaryota; Metazoa; Arthropoda; Insecta; Orthoptera; Gryllidae.